Aureobasidium pullulans EXF-150 is the source of this 659-nucleotide messenger RNA. RefSeq names its product DUF427-domain-containing protein. The coding region runs from base 96 to 563 and encodes 155 amino acids. NCBI's taxonomy places the organism in Eukaryota, Fungi, Ascomycota, Dothideomycetes, Dothideales, Saccotheciaceae. The record is from RefSeq and is a predicted model, not a curated record. The transcript has a single exon.
CAUGAUUGUUUCUUACAUUCACAACAUAAAGUCCUACUUGUACUUACAAACCUCUGAUACUCUUUGAAAUACGCAUAUCACAAAGCUGAAUUAUCAUGCUGGACCCUCGAACCUUCCCUCGUCCGCCAGCCUUACAGCAGAUCAAAAAGAACAUAUUGAUCAAGUUCAAGGAUGGCCAAACAAUCGCAUCUACAGAUCGUGCUUAUUGGGUCCUGGAGACAUAUCACCCACCAACCUACUACUUACCGCCAGACUCAAUCAAGUUAAACCUGACUCCCACCUCUCGACGCACCUUUUGUGAGUGGAAGGGGGUUGCCACAUACUUCAGCUUUACCACACCAGGAGGCGAACAAGUAGACAGUCGAGCUUGGACAUACGAAGAACCUACUCCAACUUUCGCCGAGAUCAAGGACUAUGUCUCGUUCUAUGCUGACCCGCGUUGGGAAUGCUAUGUGGACGGGGAGCUAGUUGAGCCUCAGCCUGGUGACUUUUACGGUGGCUGGAUGACCAGCGAUAUCGUCCGCAAGUCCGUCAAGGGUGCACCUGGCACCCGAGGUUGGUGAGGUCGUUAUUGCUCUAGAACUUGUGUCGUUUGGAGGCCAUGUAUGACCAUAAUUUAAUUCAAGAACAGAAUUCAAACUUAUUCUUGAUCAUUCUCC